GUGUGCGUGGCGGCGUGUGGGAGUUGUGAGAGUCGGUGUAAGAGUGAACAGUAGCGGUGGUGAGAUGAAAGAGCAGCGGUGAAGUUGUGGGAAAGACAGCGAAAAAGGACGAGGAAGGAGCGAGAGGUGAUUUCAGCACUGAAUGCUCUCUAUCAUCAUGAUCUCUAGACGCCCGUGGCCCGCCCGGUGGCCUCACCACUAGUGCCCCCUAUCGGCGAGUUGUCGGCGAUCUGCGCGCCAUCUGUGGGCGACCUGAGAAUGUUAGCAUGCUGGCCAGCCCGGAGAACACGGACGACCUGGGCGAGAGCACCCCCAGCGGCUCGGUGGACGGAGACGAGGUGCUGCUGAGGCGGCAGGCCCUGCAUGACAACUUACGGGAUAUAUUUGAUAAGGUGGACCCAGAGGGGUUCGGAGAAGUGCUCGCCGUCGACUUUCUCCGGGCGAUGAGCUCUGCUGAGUUUGUGGAGUGUGUGGACGUGGGCAAACGAGUUCAACUGGCCGACCGGAUCCGCUCUGGGGAGUUGGAGCUGGUCACCUACCAGGAGUUUGUCAACGUGAUGACCGGCUGA
Amphibalanus amphitrite is the source of this 569-nucleotide messenger RNA. RefSeq lists its product as uncharacterized. The record is from RefSeq and is a predicted model, not a curated record. Lineage: Eukaryota; Metazoa; Arthropoda; Thecostraca; Balanomorpha; Balanidae. The transcript is spliced from 5 exons. The coding region runs from base 267 to 569 and encodes 100 amino acids.